Molecule: messenger RNA, 2351 nt
Organism: Glossina fuscipes
Lineage: Eukaryota; Metazoa; Arthropoda; Insecta; Diptera; Glossinidae
Gene: orion
Exons: 8
Coding region: 123-2117 (664 amino acids)
Source: RefSeq, a predicted model, not a curated record
UUUUCAUAUGUGUUGUUAGAAGUAAACGAAAAAGUGAAUAAAAAGCAAAAACUUGUUUUUACAAUUUUGUUUUAAGCUGCCUUUGUAAAGCAAGAAACGUUAAAAAUAAACCAAAUUGAAAAAUGAAAUUAUUACGAAGACUUCAAUUGCUUGCUGCAUUAACAUUAUCUUUAGUAUUAUUUUUGUCCGCACCCGCGCCAGCUAAUGCUUUAGUGGACGAUGCCUUGGACGUAUUUCAUAUAGUUAAAGAAGUAACAUUGACUGUUUUGAAAGCUUGGAAUAUAGUGCAAGAAUCGCCUGGUAUUCAAAAUUUAGAUUUUCCCUUAGCUAGAGAGAAGCAACGAAAGGUUUUAAUCCGUCUUAAGGAAGUUAGUAAACAAAUCGCACAAAUCGAAGACCAGCAUGCCGAACAAAUUGCCGUGGCAGUGGAUUCAGUUAAUAAUUACGUUGAAAGUUAUUUGAAAUUGUUAGGCAGACGUACUGAAAUGGCUGACAUUAUUAAUCGAAUAUCGUCACGAUUUCAACAAAUGCAAAAAUACGAAGCUUACCAGGAGAAAUUGGAAGCAUCAACAUUAUUGGAUUUUGCAAAGUGGACAGUAUCGCCAAACGCAUAUUCAGUACAUCAUCUAAUGGAACGUUUAUCAUUGAUAAUGUUUGGGGCCGAAGACAAAAUCACUUCGAGUAAUAUGUUUGAUUUAUUAAUACAAAGCUAUGAGGCCUCAAAAGAAGAACGUUGCCAUGAUCAACAAUCAACCCAGCAGUUUUUGUAUUCCUUGUAUUCGGACAUAGCUUUGACUGAACUGAAGGGUUAUACAAUGAUGGAAUUUUCUUGGAUGAUGUUACGUAUUUAUGGUAAAGGUAACUUCACUCAAGAAUCCGAACUUAUGCGCGAGGGUUACCAUCAACGUACGGAAAGAACCGUACGUUUGUUGCGUGAGGUAAUGAAUCGUGCUGAUCGUAUCGUUUGGCGUUGUGACCCUCAAAUGUACAAGUUGGGCCAAACGUACGAGGAAGUGACCCGUUUGAUUCAAGGUUAUAUUGAGAAUGAAGUUGACAUGAAUCACAACAGGGAAUGUUGGCGUACAUGUGAAGACUAUGAAUAUUCUAAAAGUGAAGGUUGCUUUAAGGACAAAUUUUGUGCACGUCAAGAACGUUGCACCGGUCAUAUACAUAAUUGUCGUUAUGUUGAUUCGGACAUGUUUAUAUGUCAAUCGGGUCGGGGUAAUGUAAGACGUUAUGAGUACGUUCAAUAUGAAAAUGGUAUAACAUUCGGUGAAGAAACCAAAUGUACACGUGGUACGACCCAAGUCGAUUCAUGGUGGCGGUAUUUGUUUUGGCAUUGUACCUAUUGUUUUUGCUAUUGCGAUGAUAUCUAUAGUACAAAAACUGAUCGAUACUUUAACUUACGCGAAACUUUAUCUGACGUAGCGGCCAACAAGGUAGUGACAGGCUUACGGUUUACGAAACAAAAUCGAGUAUUUCAUUUGCAAAUACAAGAAGGCGAGCUCUCGCCACGAGGCGUUAUCAAUAAAACUUCGUUAGCAUGGAAACCGGUAGAGAAUUAUACACUCUAUGAGAAAGGUGUUCAUAACAAUCGUGAUUAUUAUACUCUAAGUUAUGGGGCACGUUCCAUUGAUUUAGAUGACAUUCUAACUGACGACCAUACGUUUGUAGUAACUGGCGUACGUUUUCGAGUGAUGGGAGCGCAUUUAAAUUUGGAAGCACGCUUAACGGAAUUUAAUUUCGAAACCGGGAAACUGGUACGACCCGAGAGCAAUAGUUUUUGGAAAUCAAACGAUAACACGGAUGUUAGUGGAGAUCGAAGAGCUAAAAUCGUUUUGAAUGAACCUGAUAUGCCGACACGUACAAAGGCUAAAUCGAUUCCCGACUCGCGGCAUAAUCAAUAUAUUGAAUUUGGCCCAUCCAGCAUGCGUAAAGAUGCCGGACAAUCGACGGUGCCUUUCAUUGAUACACAAGAUGUGGUUUCAUAUCCAUCGGUACCUUUGGCGGGUAUUGGAAUUUAUCAUAAAGGACGACCCGGCUAUGGAGGUUUUUUAGCUCCUAAAUUAUUGACUUAUGAUUUUACUCCACAUAUUCAACCACCCCGUAGUCUUUAAAAAUUUAUAUCCCAAUCCUCGUUAGGAAACCACUUCAUUAUAAUGUAUUGUAGUUUAUAGUGAUAGCCGUCAGAAAAUAUUUCUGGUUGAAAAUUAUAUGAAAAUGCUUAAGCGGCCUUUAAUGGCCAGUAUUCGUUUGCUGAAAUCUAAGCCAUCGCAGAUAGACAUGUAAAAAUAAAUUAAUUAUUAAAUAUACCAAGAAUAUAUUGUAAGGAACAAUAUGAAAUAUAAAAA